UCGCCUACCCAGUUUCUCGCAAGCAGGCAAACUCAGUGGUUCCAAGUUCCAGUCGAACGGGCUGCCACACUCAGCUCUCAACAGUUUCCAAUUCCAACACAAUAUAAUCCAGGCGACUUCGCUUAGCGUUAUAAGGCCAACAAGCAAAAGCACUCACAAAAUUCAAGGAGUUCGAUUUGAGUCCAGGUGAAUCACAGAGAAAAACAUCAGCCAAAAUGUCUGAUCGCAAGGCCGUUAUUAAAAAUGCCGACAUGAGCGAGGAGAUGCAGCAGGAUGCAGUUGACUGUGCGACACAGGCCCUCGAGAAGUACAACAUUGAGAAGGACAUUGCGGCCUACAUCAAGAAGGAGUUCGACAAAAAGUACAAUCCCACAUGGCAUUGCAUUGUGGGCCGCAACUUUGGAUCGUAUGUCACCCACGAGACGCGCCACUUCAUCUAUUUCUAUUUGGGCCAGGUGGCCAUUUUAUUGUUUAAGAGCGGUUAAAGUAUUGUCGAGUCGGAUGAAGUGGUGGUGAGGAGGCUGAUGGAGAUGCAGCAACUGCACCGACAA
Molecule: messenger RNA, 551 nt
Organism: Drosophila elegans
Lineage: Eukaryota; Metazoa; Arthropoda; Insecta; Diptera; Drosophilidae
Product: dynein light chain 1, cytoplasmic
Exons: 3
Coding region: 216-485 (89 amino acids)
Biological process (GO): microtubule-based process; cilium assembly
Cellular component (GO): cytoplasmic dynein complex
Molecular function (GO): dynein intermediate chain binding; dynein light intermediate chain binding
Source: RefSeq, a predicted model, not a curated record